Messenger RNA from Lucilia cuprina (Australian sheep blowfly), 1811 nucleotides. It is a transcript of the gene RabGGTa, whose product is annotated as geranylgeranyl transferase type-2 subunit alpha. NCBI's taxonomy places the organism in Eukaryota, Metazoa, Arthropoda, Insecta, Diptera, Calliphoridae. Gene Ontology annotation, cellular component: Rab-protein geranylgeranyltransferase complex; cytoplasm. Gene Ontology annotation, biological process: protein geranylgeranylation. Gene Ontology annotation, molecular function: Rab geranylgeranyltransferase activity. The coding region runs from base 106 to 1605 and encodes 499 amino acids. The record is from RefSeq and is a predicted model, not a curated record. The transcript is spliced from 2 exons.
AACAGACAGCUGUUUGAAAAAAAACUGAAUUUGUCAUCGCUUCAUAUUGAUAAGUUUUAAUAUAUUUUUGGUUUAAAAAAGCGAAAAAGUAAAAAAUCUAACAAAAUGCAUGGACGUUUGAAAGUAAGAACCACCGAAGAGGAAAGGGAACGCAAAAAGAAAGAGCAGGCCUUAAAGGUUAAAGCCUACAAGGCGGCCAUGACAAAAAUCAUGAGCAAACGUAAGAAUCAGGAAUACGAUGAUGAAAUGUUAAUGUACACCACCCCUAUACUGCAAAGAAAUCCUGAUGUGUCCACUUUAUGGAAUAUAAGAAGAGAAUGCAUUUUAGCUAAGGUAAAUAAGUUGAAAGAGGAAGAUGGAGAAAAGAGACCUGAGGAGGAGGGAGAAGUUGAAAAGAAAGACAACAAAGAGGUGGCCAUACAAAAAGUAUUUGAGACUGAGAUAUCAUUAACCGAACAAUGUUUAUUGGUUAAUCCCAAGAGUUAUAAUAUAUGGCAUCAUCGUAUGUGGCUAUUGGAACAGGCACCCCAAGCCAAUUGGCAACGAGAGGUAUUAUUGUGCAAUAAGUAUUUAAAAAUGGAUGAACGUAAUUUCCAUACCUGGGACUAUAGACGUUAUGUGGUGGAGAAGGCUGCGGUGGCUAAACAAGAGGAAUUGGAUUUCUGUACGGAAAAGAUUAAAGUAAAUUUUUCCAAUUAUUCUUCUUGGCAUCAUAGAAGUCUCUUACUGCCCGUUUUGUAUCCCUAUGAAGGAGAUGCCAAACCCAAAAGACCCAUGAGUGAAGAAAAACUUAAAGAAGAGCUAGAAAUGGUUUUAACUGCGGCUUUCACCGAUCCCAAUGAUAGUUCGGCAUGGUUUUAUCAAAGAUGGUUAUUAGGUUACUCACAACCUGAACUGGCGGUGGCGGCUAUUCGUUGCAGCCAAGAUAAGACAGUAGUGGCAUUUACCAAACCCAUAACCGCUAAGGGUUUAAAGCUAACUCUUAUGGGAAAUGAUAAACAAUUUGAAUUUAAAGAUUUUAAAUCUUUAAAUAAUAAAAUUUCUGAUACGGUUUACUAUAGUAAAGAGAAAGUAAAUAAUCUUUCGGAUUUUCAUCAAUUAGAGCUGGAGUCUAAUGAUUUCAAAACUUUAUUGGAAUUAAAAUCAUAUCAGCAGGAUAAAUACUAUUUCCAUGCUUUAGCCAAUACCACCUCAUAUACAGAAGAUGUUUUGUCCGAAUUAAAAUCUCAAUUGGAAUCAUGUGAAAGUCUUUUAGAAUAUGAACCCGAUAGCAAAUGGUGUCUCCUUACCUCUGCUUUACUAAUGAGAGCCAUUAAUAGUUCAGAAUAUCAUGAAAAAUCUUUGCAAAAUUUAAAACAAUUACAGCUAGUAGAUCCUUUAAGAGAAAACUAUUAUAAGGAUUUGGCCUCGAAAUGGAUUUUACAGAAAUGUUUGUUGCAAUGGUUUCAAAAUGCUAGUGAAAUGCCUUCUAAAUUGGAUUUAUCACAAGAACAACAGUUGACGUGCCUUACCGAUCGUCAGUAUUUAGUUAUUGCCGAUGAAGUGCUAUUGUCUGAGGAGUUGGGCAAACGUUAUGACGAUUUAAAGACAUUUAAUAAGAUUUAAAUUAGAAUUACUUAUAAAAAUUAUAAAAAAACUAGAUUGAUUCCCUUAGCUGGUGGCUGGUUUUAAUGGUAUAAUUUAUAUCAUAUUAUAAUAAGCUUAAUAUUCCUAUUUUAGUAAACUAUUUAUAUUCCAUUAUAAAACCAUUCUAGUAGAAAACAAACAAAUUACAAUAUUAUUUUCAAAUCAAUAAAUACUAUUUAAAAGGC